Molecule: messenger RNA, 402 nt
Organism: Trichosurus vulpecula (common brushtail)
Lineage: Eukaryota; Metazoa; Chordata; Mammalia; Diprotodontia; Phalangeridae
Product: interferon-induced transmembrane protein 5-like
Exons: 2
Coding region: 1-402 (133 amino acids)
Biological process (GO): bone morphogenesis; bone mineralization
Cellular component (GO): plasma membrane
Source: RefSeq, a predicted model, not a curated record
AUGGAUACGUCGUACCCCCGUGGGGAACAUCUACCUAUGACAGCCCGUGGCUCAGAGCCCAGCUCCGCUACCGUGAUCCCCAUGGGGGCCCCGCGCCCCCCGAGAGACCACUUGAUUUGGUCCGUCUUCAACACUCUCUACUUGAAUCUCUGCUGCUUGGGCUUCCUGGCCCUGGCCUAUUCCAUCAAGGCCCGGGACCAGAAGGUGGCUGGGGAUCUGGAAGCGGCGCAGCGCUUUGGAUCCAAGGCCAAAUGCUAUAACAUCCUGGCGACCGUGUGGACGCUGCUGCUGCCCUUGCUGCUCGUGGCCCUGGUGGUGACUGGAGCCCUACACCUGUCCCGCCUGGCCCAGGGCUCCAUGAGCUACUUCAGCGUCAAGUUCAACGAGGCGGAUUACGACUGA